AUUUGAACCAACAUCGAGUUUUAAGCUCCACCUUAAAAUUCAGGUCCCUUCUUCUUACUAGCACCAGAGACUGAACCAGGAGUCUGAAGCGUUGUAGCCUUAGCUACGGUCACAAAAUAGCGCAGAAGGAGGCAUAGAAAACCUCCAAAGUCCCACAAUGAACUUCCAGGAGGCUUCCACAGAAGUGAGGCAGCUACUGAACAAAGUGAACCCAGCUGAGCUGCCGAAGCUAUUGGACUGGAUCAGAAACUCGGAUGAACUGGACGAGUUGCUGCUUGACAACAGGAAGGUGAUGCUGCGCAGUAUCGCAGAGGACCUGAGGACAUGUCUUCCUCUGGAUGCUAUUUUUCCUACAGAAGUUGCAGCUCACCAAAAGAUGCAGAUGUGUGCUCAACCAACGGUUCAUGUGGAUGCUUUUCUGUACGAUGACCAACAUGUGGACGCUCUGUGCGAAGAGGGAGCCAUGAGUCGCAACUAUUGCCUUAACUGUGGUUCUCACAAGACCACCCCCCUGGAUUUCAUCUCUCACUCAUUUUCUAUACCGGAGCUUCAGUUCCUGUUCCAGAAUGUUUUACCAGACCUGAGUGGACGCACAUUGCUGGAUGUUGGCUCUAGGCUGGGGGCUGUACUUUACGGGGGUUACGUGUACAGCUCAGCGUCCCAGCUGCUCGGUGUCGAGCUGAGUGAAGACUUUGUCAGACUCCAGAAAAAAAUAGUGGAAAAAUACAGACUUAACGACAGAGUCCAGGUUCUCCAGGCUGACAUCUGCACUCAGGAUGUUCUGCUGCAGAGUGUCGACAUCCUAAUUAUGAACAAUGUCUUUGAGUUCUUCAUGGAACCCAUUAAGCAAGUCAGAGCGUGGGAGUUCAUCAUUCAGAACUUCAGAAAGUCUGGUUCCCUGUUAGUGACUGUUCCCAGUCUUCAAGAGAGCCUAGAUGCACUGCAGGAGGCACUGCCCACUGGCUGGGUGGAGGAACUGCCUGUGGAUUAUGAUGUGUAUGUGGACAAAGAUGCAGACCCUGAUGCCCUCAGACUGAUCCACUUGUAUAGAGUCUUAUAAGAUAUUAUAUAACAUGUCAGCAGAAGAGGCUGAAGGUUGAAGGUCACAGUGCAGCAAAAAUGCAGCUGGUAUUUCACCAUACAUUGUGACUGGAGAGACCAACAGGUCAAGGCUCCCUGAAGGACAAGUCCACCUGCACAGAGACAUUGGACGGACAGUUUUACUUCACAGAUGAAUUAUUUUUGUGGUAUUUGAAGGCCAUCAUAGCCUCAUGCUGCCAUGGUUGAAAAUUGAACAGUGAUCAGAGGGCACAUUUUUUACAGAUCAGUUUGGUCUCAGAAAGAAUAAACAGCUCAGAAUCAAAUGAAAGAAAACCAGCAUGUUUGUUUUGAUAGUGAUGUCUGCAAUUUUUAAUGAUCAAAAGGUAAACAGCUACAGUUUACAGUUGACAAAUUAUUCAUUCGUUUUGUGAAGUAACUAGGCAGUUUACUACCACAUUUUUUUUAAUGAUUGGUCUCUAAAAAACGUGGUUAAUACUAAACAUCUUGGUCAAGAUUUGUAUUCAUUUUGUCUUGACAUUUGGGUCGGUCAUUACCGACGACGAUCUAAGGAAAUUAUUGUUUUAUUUUGACCUUAACCCACCGCAAAUUAGCGGUUCUGUAUUAGUGUUGCGUGUGUGUGCGCGCGCGCGCGGACGUGUGUUAGGUAAUCCAGAUUAGCCAAUGGUUAGAGGGGGCGAGAGUGACGACACAUCCAGCGAAAAACUGACUUUGUAGAAAAGAAGCUCCGCCUAUUUACUCGCCCGGCAUGGUGUGUUCAGGCACUCACAACAGUAUGUCACACGUGUGUAUAACAGAGUUUUGUUACAAAAACAAAAACUUUGUGUAUAUUUUUAUAUGAUAAUAUAAAUUUGAAUUGUUUUGAAAAACAAAAACCAUUAACCUCUGGUUAUGUAAACCAGAGCUUGACUUUUUGUUUUAACUGAGCGUAGAUAAUAUCUGGUAUGGCAGUUUACUUAAUGUAGGAUAAAUUCAAAUUAAACAGUACUGUAAAAGCGCUUGGGAAGUAGGACAGGCACGUAAAGUACGGACUAAAAGACAUCAAAGGAGGAAAAAAGGCUGCCUUUAAUCCAUGGCAACAGCAUGUUUACUUUAAUGACAUCACUGUUCAAAGCAACCGGAGUAACGCAUCGCAUUUCGAAACAGUAAAUAUACUGUUUCGAACAGUUACAGCGGUUAAAGUCAAGUAAAUUAUAGAAUAAUAAUACAUUUGUGCAACAGUUGUUAACGCCUACAUUCGAAAUACUUUCUCAUAUUUACACCGGGAAAAGACGUUUCUCGACUCUUCGCCCACUUUCCAA
Molecule: messenger RNA, 2360 nt
Organism: Cynoglossus semilaevis (tongue sole)
Lineage: Eukaryota; Metazoa; Chordata; Actinopteri; Pleuronectiformes; Cynoglossidae
Product: release factor glutamine methyltransferase
Exons: 8
Coding region: 158-1060 (300 amino acids)
Molecular function (GO): S-adenosylmethionine-dependent methyltransferase activity
Source: RefSeq, a predicted model, not a curated record